Molecule: messenger RNA, 2469 nt
Organism: Thelazia callipaeda (thelaziosis nematode)
Lineage: Eukaryota; Metazoa; Nematoda; Chromadorea; Rhabditida; Thelaziidae
Source: the annotation of a GenBank genome assembly
AUGCAUAAUGAUAUUCGUUGUCCAUUAAAAAUUUUUCAUCAAGAACGUGAGAUCAAUGUCAAUGAACUUAUAUCAGUCAGCUUAAAAAAACAGUCUGGUUUCGAACUUACAUUAAAGAAUGAUGCUGGACAAACUUGGGUAGUACCUUUUCAAACUAAUCAAGAAUUGUCAACGAUUCCAAAUAAGGCCAAUAUAUCAUGUCAUUUCAAUGGUGUUAGCAGAUCUAAUGAGCAAAGUGCUAUGAGCACUUGUUCAAAUUCACUUUUUGGGCAAGUUAUAUACUGGAAUUCGAAGAAAAAACGUUCUAUCAGUGCAUCAUAUGAUUACUACUCAGAUUAUUUGGAUAGACGUUGGCGUUACGUAGAGUUAGCACUUAUUGCAGAUCAUUUAGUGUUGUACGUACCGUUAAAUAUUCGAGUUAUUCUUGUUUGGGCAGAUAUAUGGAUGGAUAAUAAUUCAAUAGAUAUUUCGUCAAGUUCUGAUAAGACGUUAUGGAACUUUUUAAACUGGCGAAAAAGAUUCAUAAAAGAUCAUCCGCAUGAUAAUGCCCAAUUACUAACUGGGAUUGUAUUUGACAACAAUGUUGUUGGAAAAGCUUUUAAAGGUACGAUGUGUUCAUAUGAUUUUUCGGGCGGUGUCAAUAUGGAUCAUAGUACCCAAGCUCAAUACGUUGCUGCUACUAUUGCACAUGAAAUGGGACAUAAUUUUGGUAUGGAGCAUGAUAUUGAUGAAGCUGAAUGUCGUUGUCCUGCAGAAUCUUGUAUUAUGUCUUCAGCAACUGGCAUAAAGCCUCCAACAUUUUGGUCAGAGUGUAGUUUACGUACAUUGCAACAUAGUCUUUCUCGAGGAGUUGAUUACUGUUUACGUAAUUCACCAGAAAGUGUAUUUGGUGGUGCUAGAUGUGGGAAUGGAAUUGUAGAAGCUGGUGAAGAAUGUGAUUGUGGGACACCUAAUGCUUGCAUCAACAAAUGUUGUAAUCCAGCAACAUGUAAGUUAGUGGAAACAGCUGAUUGUGCAAGUGGGGAAUGUUGUGAUCUAAAUACUUGUCAAAUGUUACCUGCAUCAACCGUAUGUCGUCAACCAACUAAUGAAUGUGAUUUGCCAGAGUAUUGUGAUGGGCAGAUGGAGCACUGUCCAGCUGAUUUUUAUGUACAGGAUGGUCAUAAAUGCCCAGAUCACGUUGAUGAUUACUGUUAUAAUGGCUAUUGUGGAAGUCGCGAUGCUCAGUGUGAGUAUAUUUGGGGAAUGACAGGCAAAAAUGCUGCAGCGGAAUGUUAUGAUUUGAAUUUUUAUGGUAGUAGUGGUGGAAAUUGUGGCUUUGUGCAUGAGACAAAUCGUUUCAUUCCUUGUCAUAAAAGUAAUGUCAAAUGUGGACGAUUGCAUUGUACCCAUGAAAAUGAAAAAUUGGCAUUUGGUGAUCCAUCCACAGUUUAUACUGCAUAUACAGGUUUACGAUUAACAAAUAAUGAAGAUGUUGCGUGCAGAGUAGUUUGGACAAAAUAUGUCGGUGGCAAAAAAAAACCUGAUCCCGGAAUGGUUCCAGAUGGUGCUAGUUGUGGUCAAGAUAAGAUGUGCGUUGAUGCUGAGUGCUCAAAUCGAACUGCAAAAGUAUUGAUGGCACCGAAAUGUGAUCCAAUAUCAUGUAAUAACGCGGGUAUCUGUAAUAAUAUGGGUAACUGUCAUUGUGUGCCAGGUUAUGGUGGGCCAUCCUGCGCUAUUCCUGGUCCUGGCGGAUCAGUUAACAGCGGUCCAGCUGUAGAAGGUGGUGUUGUACAUGUAGGAUUUGUAGCAUUCUGGUUUUUGUUGGUGUUAGGUAUUGCUUUUAUUGGGGCAUCGAUUGUCGUGAAACGAAAGAAAGAUUUUUGGCUGCACAAAGAAAUAUGGGGAAAGCUGAAAAAAGUUCUAAGAAUUGAGAAGUUGCUCGUACCAAUUCGGAAGGCACCGCCACCUCCUAGACCAGCUAUACGUACGAGUGAUCUUAAUAAUUUGUGGGGUGAUCAAUUAGAUCUUGCCCAAGUACGCUACAAUCAGCAACCUCUUCCGCCAUCUAUAAGUCUACCUGUUGUUUCACCUGAGAAUUUGAAUUCACUCCCUUGGAAAUCUAAUAUUACUAGUCGUAACUCAAUGAGACCAACUGUAGCUCCUCCACGGGUACCACAGCGCCCUCAAAGUGAUGCUUUAGAAGCAUUUUAUACAGGAAAAGGCGCUGAAGUAGGGAUUAUUCCAGCUGCUUCAACGACACCAUCAUAUUAUGUUCCAACUGAGUCUUGUACUUCGAAAAUAUCUAAAUUCGGAAGUUUUAGACCUGAGCAGGCACCACCUCCACCACCUCAUCGUAAUCAAGCUGCAAAUAAUGCUAGAUCAGAUGAUAAGAUUAAACCUGUUCUACCGGCAAAACCUUUGAUUGUAAAGGAUUUAGCUUCACGUUUCGAUCCAAAGUUAUCGCAAGUAUCCGCUAAAUUCAUAUAA